GGCAAAGAAGGAUGCUCAACCGACUGAGCCGCCCAGGUGCCCCUGACUUUGUGUCUUAACCCAUUCUGGCUGCUAUUACAAAAUACCCUACACUGGGUAGUUUAUAAACAACAGAUGUUUUUUUCACAGUUCUGGAGGCUGGGAAAUCCAGGAUCCAGGUGCUGGUGCAUUGGUGUGUGGUGAGAGCCCACUUCCUGUUUAUAGAUGGCUUUUCUUUUCAGUGUAACCUCACAUAGUGGAAGGGACAAGGGAGCUUUCUCGGACCUACUUUUAUAAGGGCACUAAUACUCUUAGUGAGGGUUCUGCCCUCAUGACUGGAUCACCUCCCAAAGGCCCUGCCUCCUAAGGACCCUACCAUCACCUUGGGGCUAGGAUUUCAGUAUAUGAACUUGCUGGGGACAUAACCAUUCUCUCCUUAGCACCGUGCAAACAGCAGAAUGUUGUGGAAAUGAUGACGUGUGAUGGUAGGAGCUCCAUCAUAAAAGAUAAUGUGAUUUCCAUGUUGCUCUCUUGAAUCUCUUGUUCUGUGGGAAGCCGAUUAACUCUGUUGCAAGGACAUAUGAAGUGGUCUCUGUGGGGAAGUUCAUGUGAGGGACUGAGUUUCCUGCCAAGAGUAGCAUGAGGGCACCGCCUUGGAAGACCAUCCUGCAGCCACAGUCAAGCACUCAGAUGACUGAGUCCCUACGGACAACUUAACUGCAGUCUCAUGACAAGUCCUGGUCGAGAACAACCAUUCAUCUAAACCAUUAACAGGUUCCUGACCUAUAGGAAUUGUGUAAGCCCCAUGAGAGGAGCAAACCAGUCGAGUGUCUCCGAGUUCCUCCUCCUCGGCCUCUCCAGGCAGCCCCAGCAGCAGCAGGCCCUCUUUGCGCUCUUCCUGAGCAUGUACCUGGCCACGGUCCUGGGAAACCUGCUCAUCCUCCUGGCCAUCUGCGUGGACCCCCGCCUGCACAUCCCCAUGUACUUCCUCCUCAGUCACCUGUCCUUUGUGGACAUCUGCUUCUCCACGACCACCGUCCCCAAGAUGCUGGCCAACCACAUCCUUGGGACUCAGGCCAUCUCCUUCUCUGGGUGUCUCACACAGAUGUAUUUUGUGUUCAUGUUCGUGGACAUGGACAAUUUCCUCCUGGCUGUGAUGGCCUAUGACCGCUUUGUUGCCAUAUGUCACCCCUUACACUACUCGACAAAGAUGACCCACCAGCUCUGUGCCCUGCUGGUUGCUGGGUCAUGGGUCAUUGCCAACCUGGACGUCCUACUGCAUACCCUGCUGAUGGCUCGACUCUCGUUCUGUGCAGACAAUGCCAUCCCCCACUUCUUCUGUGAUGUGACUCCCCUCCUGAAACUGUCCUGCUCUGACACCCAUCUCAAUGAGAUGAUGGUUCUUAUCGAAGCAGGGUUGAUCAUGAUCGCUCCGCUUAUUUGCAUCCUGGCCUCGUAUGUCCAUAUUACCCGCGCUGUCCUGAGAGUCCCGUCCACGAAGGGAAGAUGGAAAGCCUUCUCCACCUGUGGCUCGCACCUGGCCGUGGUUUCCCUCUUCUAUGGCACCAUCAUUGCUGUGUAUUUCAACCCUUUAGCCUCACACUCAGCUGAGGCAGAUGUAGCAUCUGCUGUGAUGUUCACGGUGGUGACUCCCAUGCUGAAUCCCUUCAUCUACAGCCUGAGGAACAAGGACAUAAAAGGGGCUCUUGGAAAAGUGGUUGCUCUGAAUAUUUUUCUACCUGGUAAUCAAAUGGGCUAAGAAAAUCAGGCAGGGAACUAGUUUCUAAGACCAUAUUUGCCUUUUCUAUUGUGCAAAGCUCAGCAUUUGUCAUGUGAGAGAAUCAUCUAGUGUCUGUCUUGGGAGACCAGAUUUGACACAGCCUCUUCAGCUAAGGAUGGAAAGCAAGAUCCUUUUACCAAAUAACUUAUGCACCUGUUAGUGCCCUGCAGCCCAAACCCACUAGCGACAUAUGUCUUGUUGAAUGAGUGUGGUUUAUUAGGCUCAGAGGGGAGAAUACAUACCAUCGGGAGUUGUGAGUCAUCUUAGCAGGAAGGUGUUAGACAGGAUUUACAAAAGCCUGCUUGUCUGAGGUGAAUUUAGUGAGGAUUUAAGGAAAUGGGUCUGUGCUCUGGAUUUCACACUGUCACAUAGUAGGGAUGAUUCUGAUGGAGUAUCUUAAAAUAUUUUAUCUAGGAGGGAAGACUAGACUAAGGCAAGACUGUGAUUGGCAGAGAAGUAGCAUUCGUAUCAGCCAACAUAGGGGGAGUUUGGUCAUUUUUGUGGCUUGGACAGUGUUCGGACAUGAUUACAGAGUGGUCUCUCUUUGUCUUGCUCCAUGGUGGUCACAGAGCGGCCCUGUGUGGUACUGUGGUUGUGUUCAUCCUGAGAACAUGGCAUCUAUCUGUGAGUGUCAGGACUGGUUUGUCUUUCUCACAACAGAGACGCAGAGAUAAGAGUACAUCUUAUGGGAAGCUCAGACCGGUGGGGGUAGGAAAGGGAAGGGUUCAUUUAGGGCUCCAAGAAGCCCUAAUUCUGCCACGAAUUCAAGCUAAUUAUUUGUUAUUUUCUUAUCUGAGCUUUCUGGGUCACACAGCAUUACAGCAGGAAUAAGUGUGAGAUACACAAGAAUAUCUUCGAAAAUCUCCGCUGUGUCAAUGAACUGCAUCUUUUUUCCACACUGCCUUCAGUUUAUGUCAAUGCGCUGAGAUAUUUUACAUAGUUACUAAUUUGUAUCCUGAUUUCCCACUAUAAUUUUAUAAUAAAGCUUUUCAAAAUUGCUGUAUAGUCUCCACAAUUUUAUUUUGCUAUACUGAUGUAUUUCCAUCAAGUUGUUCUAGCAAAAUAU
Lynx canadensis (Canada lynx) is the source of this 2825-nucleotide messenger RNA. Its product is annotated as olfactory receptor 1F1-like. Gene Ontology annotation, cellular component: membrane. Lineage: Eukaryota; Metazoa; Chordata; Mammalia; Carnivora; Felidae. The transcript has 2 exons. Gene Ontology annotation, molecular function: G protein-coupled receptor activity; olfactory receptor activity. The record is from RefSeq and is a predicted model, not a curated record. Gene Ontology annotation, biological process: G protein-coupled receptor signaling pathway. Bases 785 to 1738 code for a protein of 317 amino acids.